This is a messenger RNA of Acanthisitta chloris (rifleman), 651 nucleotides long. RefSeq names its product alpha-1-acid glycoprotein-like. Bases 1 to 651 code for a protein of 216 amino acids. The record is from RefSeq and is a predicted model, not a curated record. Lineage: Eukaryota; Metazoa; Chordata; Aves; Passeriformes; Acanthisittidae. The transcript is spliced from 6 exons.
AUGGCCAUGGCCAGAGUUGGUAUCAUCCUCAGCCUCAGCCUCGUGGCACUGCUGCCUGCAGAUGCCUCCCCCUGUGGACCUCUGCGCCCUGAUGGCACCACAGCCUCAAAGAUGCUGGGGACGUGGCUGUACGUGGCUGGGGCUGCCCAGUUCCCCCAGCACCGCCUGGAGAUGCUGCUCAUUGACCAUGCCUACCUGAACGUGGACCCACUGGAGCAGCAGCUGCUCAUCACCCACCGCGUGGCAGCGGGGAACCAAUGUCACUUCAACAACCUCACCCACUUGGAAAUUGAGCCUGGUAACAUGGCACUGGUGAAGGAUGCCAAGACCCAGAAAAUUCAGGGGAUGCUGAUGAACCUCAGCUCUGAAGAUCUUUUGCUCGUCCAGUACCAAAUGGAGAGGGAAAGGACAUACUUGGGACAAUAUCUGUACGCCAGGAACCUGAGCAUCAGCCCAGCUGACAAGGAGGAAUUCGAGCACCACGUGGAGUGCCUGGGGCUGAGGAAGGAGCAGAUAGUGUAUGCUCCUUGGAGAACGGACCUGUGCCAAAUGAAAGAUGAAAAAGGCAGCAGCCCCCGCACGGAGCCCACGGCUGCAGUCACAGCAUCACCUCCUCCAGGCUCCCCCCAGCCUGGGAGCUCGGGGAACUGA